Amoebophrya sp. A120 is the source of this 4792-nucleotide messenger RNA. NCBI's taxonomy places the organism in Eukaryota, Dinophyceae, Syndiniales, Amoebophryaceae. The record is from the annotation of a GenBank genome assembly.
GUUUUUGACAAGAAUAUGUAUGUCAACCGCAGCACCUCCUCCACACUCUUUCUAGAUGCGUACCCUUUUUUUUUGGUGUGUCUCUACUUCCCCUGUAUCUGAUAUGCUUUGAGUUUUGCUUUUGGCUUAUUUUUUAUUUUAAGUACGUCGUCCUCCCUUCUGCUUCUUCGCACGCGCUACGAUACAGUUUUAAAUGCGUUCACUCGCUGCUUUCUCGCACGGAUAUUUCGCAGUUCUUUCAAGUACUAACCUAUACCAUUUUUGUUGAUGUAAGACAACUUUUGAGAAUACCGCUAAGACCGAGGCGGCCAAGCUUCUUUAUUUCUCUAUGGUGUUGCUACUUCCAUUCGGCGUUGAAUCAGAUCAUGGAUUCCUGUUGAGCCAGAAAAACGUUCUCGGAUGUUGGUGACGCACUGGGGACGAGAGGAAUGCGUGCAUGCAGCAGCGGAGACGUGAUCAGGUGACCGAGCGCAAAAUCGCGAACCUCCCAAAUUCGGUGCAACCACGAAAUACGCAAACGCACCAUGGAUGAUCAAAAAAGGAUCGCAUCCCGCGAUGAGCUGCCCGUGUGCGGUCCACUGUUGCAGACUGUGUCGCACGUCGACGGCUUUGUUGAUCUUCACGGCGGCAAGGCGGAAAUUCCGCGCCUCGGGCGCGCGGCGAAAUUGUCAGACCUUGUUGACACCGGGAGCCUGGAUUUGAGCAACGCGAAUAACGCGGGUUCUACUGCGGCGAAUAAGAAGUCAAGGAGAAUUAUUCGCGAAGGAGAUGAUGACGACCUGUUUUCUGAGGAGGGUGACGCGGAGCCGCGAAAGAACCCGGCCGGCGGACUGGGUCUUAUGGAAGACGAAGAUCGGAGAGACUCUGCUUCAGCAGACGGCGAGCAGUUCGGCCUCGCCUCAAGUUCAUCAUCCGGAGAGGACACAAGCUUAAACGUCGUGAAAAAAAGAACUACCACCCCGCAGUCCGAGCCGGAGAAGGUCCAGCAGCAAUCUGGAGCCUCUUCUCUCGUUGACCCCGAAGACGAGCGCCCGGAGGAGGAGGAGGUGGAAAAAACAUCGAAAGGGAAGACAAGUACUACUACCGCUGGCGCAACAUCCAGUCCGAGCCUGAAAAACAAGAUUCUCGUCCUCUCCAACAGUGACACCGAGCAUGAGAAGCCCGUCCCCAUCGACGAGACGGCACUUUCACCAACUGGAGAGCAAACUGCAGGUCGAACCGCGUCACCAGAUGGAGAUGGCCCAGACGUCGCCGGGGGACUACGGUUGCGGGGCCAGCGGCGGAAACGAAACUCCACAACCUCAGCAUCCGGAACCGAAGCCGACGCCGGAACUACGACGGGCGAGGAGGAGGAAGCAGAGGACGAAAAUUCAGCGGAGCCAGGUACAACUAGCUCGUCCACCCAAGAACGCGGACCAAAGCGGCGAAAAAGCACGCCGGGUAAAGACGUAAUUCCAACCGACAUGCAGGUGGUCGAGUUUUCCGACGUGGAGGGCUUCGAGGGCAGCAACGGCGAGGCGCCGCAGAAGAUUGGGCUCGAGCACGCCGUGGAAAAGGUGAUUCUCUCCCUUCUGUCCCCCGCGAUCCACGGGCUGCAGUCCAUCGGCAUUCCGUCCGCGCAAACCCGGGCCGAGCAGCUGAUGGCGGCGACCCCAAUGGCGGCAAACGGAGGCGUUGCAGGUAACGUGUUGAACAACAACGCUGGCGGGGAUUUGGAUCGGACCGAGAUUUGCGUCCGGCAGAUCAUCGCUGGCAGCGAGACGCGGAACACGUCCAGACUUUUAGUUGACUUCUUCCUCGACAUGGUCCCCUUCCUCGGCUGCCCCACGAUUCUGAUCAAGAAUACCUGGGCGGAGCUGCGCGGCAUCGCAAUCAUCGCGGCGCUGUACGGGCACGACCUGAACACGCCACGCGUACAACACGAGAUUCUCUGCUGCCUCGUCCCCCAAGGCUCUCCCGACCAGAUGGCCACCCCCGCGGAUUCUACUUCUGUGUUGCUUACCGACACUGCGGGGAAGGUCGCGAAGGCGAUCAUCAAGAACGCGGUCGAGCGGGCGACAGGCUUGCGCUUGUGUGCGGACGUGGUGGAGCUCGCCACGUUGAUGUACAAUUUGUACACCCCCGCGUCGCAGAACCGCAUCGAGGACGAGUCGGGCUUCGUCCACGUCGGGUGCACGCCAACGGCAACGGCGCGGCAGUACUUCCGACCCAAAAUGCUGAACAGUGUGAACCACGUCUACGUCCCCCUUUUGCUGAUCGGCUGUGUCGCGAACCAGGUCUGCGCGUUACUGGACUUGCUUUUCUGCUCCAGCUGGUACCUCAUCCUGCCCGUCGUCGCGGUGGUAUAGUUUGCAGCUUAUUCAUGAUUCUGAUUUUCAUCUUUGUCAAAUGACAAAUGUAUAAAUAUCAUAUCCUAGGUGGAGCUGAAACCACAACCAUAUAAUCAAAUAGCGUUUAUUCCCAUGUUUGAUUUCUGGAGCGCCUCGUGUGCUACGGGAAGUACUCGUUGCAAAUAUCUUCAUAGAGCACAGUGACAAUGUCGUACAAAUCCAUUGAUAGGUGUCGAGCGCUGCCUACUACGGCUACCGUCGGCUGGACGAAAUAACGUGGUGGUUCAAGACCAUUCCUGGGUGGUAUCUCACCAUCGGCGUUUUCGGCACACACGCUUUACUGCCGAUGUUCUCCGCUUUCAGCUCGAUGCAGAUGGUGAUGCCGUUCGCGCUCCACUUGCAGAACACGACCUUCGAGGAAUUUUCGGUGUUUCUGCUUGGGUGCGCGAACUUUCUGCAUUUGCUGCUGAAAAAGUUGAAUUUCGCCAACCUCCACCCGGUCGAAAAAUUCCUGCAGAAGUGGAAUUUAAGCCUGUUUCAGGAGCGGGACGCCAGCGGCCGUGUCGUGCUGGAUUCCCACCGCAGUUUGAAAAAACUCGUGAACGGAAUUUUAGUACUGCGCCGGCUCUUUUUGAUCGGGUGCGGCUGUGUCUUUGCGGUCUACUCCAUCGUCUGGAUGGAGUAUCUAGGCGGGUUCCUGUUCCUCGGAGCGGGGCAGAAGGGACUCAUGCUGGGCCGCGUGGUCGUCCGACAGCGGUUGGAUCCGACCUCGGUCGAUCCGGCGCUUGCCGCGGAAUUCGGGUUUGCGAACCGGGAACUUCUGGGGGCUGGCCAGGAACUAAUGCACGAAGCGGCGAACGGAGCUGGUGAGCAAGGCGCCGGUGGAUUUCUGUAUGGAGUAGAAGACGUCAGACUCAGAGAUGGGAUACAUCAUCAACUACAUGAUGUGCUGGACCAGCAACAGCAGAAGGACGCCGAAGAUUCUGGACAAGGUUCGUCAUCAUUCUGGAAUCUCUUCUCGUUGAGCACCUCUGCAGCUACAGGAGACCACCACAGGCAACGUAGCGAUCACGAAAGGCACAACGGUGGUGGUCCCAUAUACCAUGCGGAUGGAACUCUAUUGGAGGACGCGAUAGCAGACAUGGAUAUUAUGGGUCAAGACGAGAAUAAUGCGCCACAUAGUUCAGGAAGUACCAACAGUAGCCAUCGAUUCUACCAUAGCACGCAGGAAGAGGCGGAAACGUUCAUAAUCUGGGAGUUCCUGACCAAAUCGCGCAUAUUGAUGCUCGCCGCCCUGUCUGCCUGGUGCCAGCAUCACGUCGCUGAGGUUUUGAGGAAACGCGAAGUCCUGCUGAAACUCGUCGGCGCGGAGCGGAUCAUGGCCAAUAGUCUGUGCUUGCUGCUCAAUGGCGUGGCUAUCAUAAGUGGCACGCACAUAACAAAUUUGACGCUCGCGGAAUUUUUAGAAAAGAUCUCGCCACCGGCAAUCGUGUGCUGCGGGAUCGCGGCGGCUAGGUAUUGAAGUUUUCCCACAUGAUCCUUUUGGUGCGUUUCUGUCCGUUAUCGAUUUGUUUCUCUCUGGCAGAGAGAGCGAACAAGGGACCAGGGAGUGAAAGCAACUGAAAAACAAAUUUCUAUCAAAUGAGACAGUGAUGUAAGUGUAAGGCCAAAUAAUAAAGAUUCACAUUUUGUCAACAAAACAGGUCACGUGCACUGAUGCUGGGUUUCGCGUUGUCCUUGUUCCCAGCCAUCGAAGCCCGGUUCCUUCCGGUGGUGAACUACAGUGGCAGCUUUUUCACGGGCGUGUUACUCAGUGGUUGGGCGUUCACCAUCCUCGGGCGCGAGUACCUGAAGCACGGCCGCAGCAUGGAGGCCAGCCACGCGUACCGGCUAGCGUAUUUGAUGCCUGGCGAGGUAUCGGACCGCACCGUGGCGUUUCUGGACGAAGUAGUGUCACGAGUGCGUAAUCGCACUAUGCAGUACAUGGCGGUAAAUUUCCUGGAGAAACUCUUCCGCUUCUUUCUCGGCCGAACCGCACCGGUUGCGUAAAAAACUUCGCUGCUUGUUUAUCACUUCUUGUGUGUGUGUGUGUAAGAUAGUAGCUCAUCAUACGCAUACUUACAUCAGAGCAGUAGCGUCAUCGAUCCUCACGACCAGCUAGUCCUUCUGUACCCUGGCGGUACAUUCGAUAGCAGUCUGCUCCGACAUCAUAAAGACGCGGAACUAGUAGCAGGUAGACACGAUCAUGUAAAAUUUUCCGCCGUCGCAGUUGCGGUACUCAUGCUCAUCAACAACGACAUCGUCAUCGCAUGACAAACGCAGCAUUGACUGCUUUUGAUAGCACGCUUUUGAGUUUUUGCAAUAGAAAAUCUUUUUGGAAGAUGCACCCAGCUUGUUUGCCCACACCUCUAGAACUUUCAUCUACAACCUUUCCCGCGCAGUUUUAUUCGCUGGACUUUUUU